Striga asiatica is the source of this 474-nucleotide messenger RNA. Lineage: Eukaryota; Viridiplantae; Streptophyta; Magnoliopsida; Lamiales; Orobanchaceae. The record is from the annotation of a GenBank genome assembly.
AUGUACAAAGCAACGAUUGGUCGAUUUUUCAGUCGUCCACGCGAAUCCCAAGCCUCUCCCCAAACCACUAAAACUCCUUCAAGUCCGAGUCCAAUGCUAAGCAAGUCGGCUCAUAUAGUUAACCAUCCUAGUCAAACCGAAACAAUCCCUGUAGAAUUCGAGCACCAUAAAAACCAAAACAACAACAAUGUGAUGGUUUACUCGUCGAAUUUCUACUCAAAUGAUUUGAGCCAAGAAGUUACUUUGCCUCGAGGUAAGAAAUUGGAUCAUACUAAGACUAACGAAAGGUUUUCUGAUUAUAUUGUGAAGGUCAAGGGCAAGAUGAGGACUGCAUCGAAUGUUGAUGCUGUAAGAAUCACUGCAAAGAAAACUACUGCUAAAAGAGACAGCUUUAAUGAUAAGGUGUUGGCUUACAUAAAUCGAGCUAAGCUCAAGAUUAGAACAACAAGUGUUCGCGACGAAAAAGAAUUCUAG